CGGCUCGGGUUGCGAGCGGCCGCUCUGCCCGCCCAGAGCGCCGACCCGCCGCUCCCCGCGCCGGACCCAGCACCUCGGCUCCCGGGGGCUGGAGCGAGGCCGCAAGCAGCGCCGCGGGGUGUGGGGCGGACCCAGGAGAUGAAAUGACAACGUCAACCCUCCAGAAAGCCAUUGAUCUGGUGACGAAAGCCACAGAAGAGGAUAAAGCCAAGAACUACGAGGAGGCGCUCCGACUCUACCAGCAUGCUGUGGAGUAUUUCCUGCACGCCAUCAAAUAUGAGGCACACAGCGACAAGGCCAAGGAGAGCAUUCGAGCCAAGUGCAUGCAGUACCUAGAUCGGGCAGAGAAGCUGAAGGAUUAUUUACGAAACAAAGAGAAGCAUGGCAAGAAGCCAGUCAAAGAAAAUCAGAGUGAGAGCAAGGGCAGCGAUAGUGAUAGUGAAGGGGAUAAUCCAGAGAAAAAGAAAUUGCAAGAACAACUGAUGGGGGCCGUGGUGAUGGAGAAGCCCAACAUUCGAUGGAAUGAUGUGGCCGGGCUGGAGGGCGCCAAGGAGGCUCUCAAAGAAGCUGUUAUUUUGCCAAUUAAAUUCCCACACCUGUUCACAGGCAAGCGUACCCCUUGGCGAGGAAUACUGCUUUUUGGACCCCCUGGCACAGGGAAGUCCUACCUGGCCAAAGCAGUGGCCACGGAGGCCAACAACUCUACCUUCUUCUCUGUGUCCUCCUCAGACUUGAUGUCUAAGUGGCUGGGGGAGAGUGAGAAGCUUGUCAAGAACCUCUUCGAGCUGGCCAGGCAGCACAAGCCCUCCAUCAUCUUCAUUGACGAGGUGGACUCCCUCUGUGGGUCCCGCAACGAAAAUGAGAGUGAAGCAGCCCGAAGGAUCAAAACAGAGUUCUUAGUCCAGAUGCAAGGGGUGGGGAACAACAACGAUGGGACUCUGGUUCUUGGUGCCACAAAUAUCCCAUGGGUGUUGGAUUCAGCCAUUAGAAGGAGGUUUGAAAAGCGGAUUUAUAUCCCACUGCCUGAGGAAGCUGCCCGUGCCCAGAUGUUCCGGUUGCAUCUGGGGAGCACGCCCCACAACCUGACAGACGCCAACAUCCACGAGCUGGCCCGGAAGACAGAAGGCUACUCAGGUGCAGACAUCAGCAUCAUCGUGCGGGACUCCCUUAUGCAGCCCGUCAGAAAAGUGCAGUCAGCAACACACUUCAAAAAGGUCUGUGGCCCUUCCCGCACCAACCCUAGUGUUAUGAUUGAUGACCUCCUGACCCCGUGCUCACCAGGGGACUCAGGGGCCAUAGAGAUGACUUGGAUGGAUGUCCCUGGUGACAAACUCUUAGAGCCUGUGGUUUGCAUGUCGGACAUGCUCCGGUCCUUGGCCACCACCCGGCCCACGGUGAAUGCAGAUGACCUCCUGAAAGUGAAGAAAUUUUCAGAGGACUUUGGGCAGGAGAGUUAAAAGCUCCUUCACUUGGGUGACGGUGAAGGUGGGCUGUCGAUGGGGUUAACUCCACAGCACUCCUCACAUCGGUGGCCAGACAGGGCUCCAGGAUUCGUUCUGGUCACUACGUCCCCGCCGCCUCCGUGUCAGGCCGCCAGCAGGGGAGCAGGACGGAAGGGCCUCCUGGGCCUAGAGACGUGUAAGCACAUUUGGCACCUGGUGGAAUUCUGGCUCUUCCUCCUUUUCUGGAUGGUCACCAACUCCUUGUCCUGCCCCUCCGUGGUAUUUUUUUUUAAAGACCUUUUUUUGUUCCCCUAAAUUAAUGCUGCUUGGAUUUUUGUCUUGUUUAUAAAUAAAGUUAAAAUCACCCAGAAGCGUCAAGGAUGAGAGCAGCCCACGCAGCGGGGUUGGUGCGCAGACCUUCAGAACGGCCUGCCGGGCCCCAGCACCCAUUCCUUCUAGACCCAAGUGUUGCUCCUGGUGGACAGAAUGGCUGAUGCCCUGGGUCCCCAGCCCAAGCUCUGCCUGCAGAGGCCGAGAGUGAAGCCAAGCCAUUCUCACCCUCCUGCGUUGGCUUCCAGGGCCCUGUGUUCUCCUUGCAGGAGAGGCGGGGCCUUGUAAGCACAGAGCAGUGUGGUCAAAAUGUGUGAAGGCAGCCAGUGGGCAUUACUGCUGCCUUUUCUUCCCUUGGAAUGUGAGAACUAAACCCAGCACUGUCCCUGGGUCCCUGCCCUGGAAACGGGCUAAUAAAUCCUUUCCUUUCUUGA
Messenger RNA from Condylura cristata (star-nosed mole), 2206 nucleotides. It is a transcript of the gene VPS4A, whose product is annotated as vacuolar protein sorting 4 homolog A (S. cerevisiae). The record is from RefSeq and is a predicted model, not a curated record. Gene Ontology annotation, molecular function: ATP hydrolysis activity; ATP binding. The transcript has 11 exons. Gene Ontology annotation, biological process: endosomal transport; vacuole organization. Lineage: Eukaryota; Metazoa; Chordata; Mammalia; Eulipotyphla; Talpidae. Bases 144 to 1457 code for a protein of 437 amino acids.